Molecule: messenger RNA, 8942 nt
Organism: Lymnaea stagnalis (great pond snail)
Lineage: Eukaryota; Metazoa; Mollusca; Gastropoda; Lymnaeidae
Source: the annotation of a GenBank genome assembly
AUUCACACAACAGUUCGAUAUAUAAUUGCUUUUGCCCUCUAUGAAAAUGGCGACAUUCUGCUGCCGUAUAAGCACAGUUGCAGUAAGUAGUGAUUUAAUUUGUUUUAUUGUAAGUUGCAGUAAACAUGGAGAUAAAAUUAUUGAUACGGUCAUUAUCUUUCACAGAGGCAUGCCAAGGCACUAGGUAACACUACCAGACUUCUUACCACAUCAUCUCAUAGAUGCGCUCAGCAAGUAAGUUUUUUUAAAAAUUACGUCUAUGAUGAGUCUAUUUUGUCUAUAGUCUAUAGUCUAUGUCUAUUCUAUUUUCUAGACUAGUUCUAAGCUUAAAACUUAAUUGUUACUUAAAUUACUAAUUAGUGUCUAAGUAAGCUGACAGUAAUAACAAAGUCCACUAAUUUGACUGACUUAUAUAAUGUGUAGGCAUACUUGUAAGCUUUACUUUUUUAGAUCAAUAAAUUCAAUUCAAUAUAAAGUAGAUACUUUGGUAAAAAAUGUAAACAUUUUUUAAAAAUAAACCAAUGGCACAGUUGAAUAGAGCUAAUUUUAAACAGAAUUAUAACACCAAAAUCAUAUUUUUAGCUGUUGUAGUUUUAAAGUUAUGAAUUUUUAAAGUACGACUUGGUUUGUCAUUUUUUAACAUGGACUUCAUCUCCACAUUCUGUGACCUCAUUCCACUGAUCGCGUCAUGCGCAAUGACUAUAUAGUUUAUAUAAGGCAACGCAUUCCCUAUCACUAAAAUACUGUUUAGGGUCGACUUAUUUUAAACUUUCAACUUUGGCACAUGAAUAAUUAAUAAAAGCUUUCCCUGACCAAUGGUUUAAUAGCUUUUGCACACGGCAAACUCUUAUGAAUGAAACUCUGAGAUAGUACUACGACGUAGCCGUUAUGCAAGUGGCUGUGAAUGGUUGCCAAUGACAACGUGUUGCACAGGGAAAAUUCUGAUCAUUUAUAAUAUGGACUCUGCAGGGUUUUUAAAGCUCAAAUUAAAACAUUUCCAGUUUAAAUGUCUUCAAAAUGCAUUCUGAAACACAAAAUAUAAAAUAUUUUGAUGUAUAUAGUGGUAAUAAUUAAAUAUUUCCUAAGUAUCGGCAACUUCCGCCAUUAAAAAGGGGGCGUGGCCCACGCCAUGUCGAAAUUAGGCUGAGCCACCUUAUGGUGAUAUGGGUCACUGUGACAAGUGUAACAAACGUGAGACACGACCUACAUCAAUGAAACUUGGCACAGAUAUAGAUCAAUAUCUAAUGCUCAUACAGAUUUAAUCAAAAAGGACCUUAUCUUAUUAUUUCACAAAAAAUUUUGUAUGCGAAGAUGCCUUAUAUCUACCAAAGAUUUUCAAAAUAAAGGUCGAUUGAAAAAAUCAAAAUAGCUGGCUAGAAAUGUAGGCCAAGAUGUCUUCCAAAUUAUAAGGCCGGAAACCGAACUCAAAUAUAUGUGGAAAGAACUAAUUUAAUUAUAAAUAGACACACACAUCGGAAAAUUAAAAACUCGGAUUUUUCGGCGCCGACAGCCAUUUCCGAUACAAAAAAAAUAGUAGUCUCCCUUGUUUCAUCGAAGUAUCUAAUAUAAAGUCCUAAAUAAAUUUCAAAAAGGCAAGGUGGCUGGUGUUGUCUGGUAAAUUAUUGUAUUGAAUAUUGGUCUGGUAAACUCAUUAAAAUAUUUAAACUGUGUUAGUGAUUAUUCUAAGAAGUAGGCAUUUGGGCAUUAAGUUUUGGUUUUGGGACAAAAAAGACGAUAUCUGACUUAUAAAAUCAUUUUCAUCAUGGAAAAAAUGUCAUUUAUAAUAACAAAGUUAACUAUGAAAGGAAAAAACACUUAAAAUUUCUAUCUAUGGAACAUGGAUGUAGCUAUAAGAGAUUACCGGCCUAGUCUAAUGGGCAUUUGAUUAAUCAAAGUGACUGGGUGGUGCGAUUUAAACUCUAGGAAUAGGAAAAAUUAGGGUUUCUAAGGGCUCAAUCUGUUGUAGCAAUGCCUAUGCACAAUAAAUGGACUCUUCCUGUUUCCCCGCUUUUGCAGACAACACACCAUUGUUAUUUGAUAACAACUUGCUCUUUAAAAAAUAAUUAAUAACAUAUGAGUAAACAAACCUGAAACUGCGACUACAUGAGGCAGGUCUUCCGCGCAUCUUCCCUCAUAUACGAGAGACGUAAUAAAGUUGAUUUGAUGCGCUCAAAUUUCCCCCAGGCCCUAUGUUUAAAUAAGGUCAUAUGUACAUGCAUGUAAAAUGACCAGGUGAAAAAACUGAUUAACAAAUGUUCGUUGGUUAAUAUUUUUACCAAUUACCAUUGAGUUACUUGGAUUAUUCUCUUGACCUUUAAGCUAUUGUUACUUGUAAAUUAUUGUACAUGAACCCAUUAUUUCACGGAAUAAAGUGUGCAAUUUAAAUAUUUUAUAACAAAAGCAUCAAUUAACAAGUAUUAAAAAUAAUGUUAUUAAUUAUGUAAUAAAGUAGCAUUAGUAUGUAAAAACAGAAUAGGUCCACAGAAUGAGGUUAUGCACUCCAACCUACAUAAACUAUAAAAAAUAGAAUUAAUCUUGUAUUUUAAGAAAAAAUUGAUAGCUGAAAAACUACUGAGUUAGUUGAUGUUUUCAUUUUUUAAUUUAAGUGUGUUUUCUAUACAACUGAAUUUUUUUUUUCUUGUUGCUAAAUCAUCUAAGGCUACAUUUACCCCGAUUUAGGCUUAUGUGGGGAAUGAAACAUUGUGCUGACCCAUCCUGUAUUAUGUUUAGGGAACUUUGCGCUCUACCCAUUAAAUAUUAUGCUUAGAGUGUUUUUCAUCUUACCAAAACCGACUUAAAUUAAUUAGAUUAAAAUAGUUACUUAUGGCAUGGUAAAUCAGGUAAAUGCGGAGGGUUCUGAGCUACUCAAACUAACUAGAUAUAGCCCAGCAAACAAAAGCGGCCACAAUGUGUGAACUUCCCAUCUACUAAAGUUACAGGACAAAACAUGAAUUCAAGUAACGCACUCCUUUAUAAGAAUCCCAAUUAGUGCCUUCCCCGAAGGUUCACAACCAUACACUUUUUUCAUGACCCUGAACUAUGUUAAUAGUCUAAUACCCCACACAAUUUUAUACAGUGGAUUUAUGACACCAUAUUUAAAUUGAGUCUGAUUCCAUAAUAUUUUGGUCAUAUCUUUUGUUUUAUGGAAAUAGUAAAAAAUAUGUGCGCAAUAUUUUAUUUUGAACGCACUUGCAGUAUUUUUAGGAAUCUCAUUUAGCAAAGGUAUUUGGAAUUUUAUUUAGUGAAUAUAUCUGGAAGGGUUAGUUACAUUAUUACAUGGAAAGUUUUUUAUUUUUAUAAUUCCUCAUAGGCCUGGCCUAUGUCAUUUAUUUGUUUAGACCCAUUUUCUUGUAUGCUAUUACUAUGGCCUAAAUGGAUACAAAAAUAACAAAAUUCACACAAAGGGGAUAUUACUAACAAAAGUAAGCUCCUAUCCUACAGAUUCUAACCUUCAGCUAAUCUUUAACUUAGGUUUUAUUGUUUUUAUGUGUCUUGCAGUUGGAUUCGCUUUGUUACUUUAUUUAAAAUUUCUGUAAUGUUAAGAUUUGUGUAUUUCAAUUUAUAUAGUACUCCUCCACUUACUUUGCAUUUAUUUAUUAUUUUUCUAUUGUGGCCUUUAUUUAAUUGUGUCUCCUUAAUCUUUAUUAAAUACUCUGCCAGCUUUAGUAAUUAAUAGCUAAUUAGUAAGUGUUAAUCCUGUUUAGAUAAAUCUUUAGAUUACUUACAUUAAAACUAGAGAGAUAUUUUAUGACCCAUUUUUUAUAUUUUAUCAUUCAUAGUUGGUGACACACUUUAUUUAAUUAAAAUUUACAUGUGUCACUGUGCAAAUGUAAUUGUUGGUAAUGAACUAUUCUUGUUUUAAUGAAAAAUAAACCUCAAUCUCAUUUAGUUAACAGUGAGAGAUGCCUUAAAUGCUGCCUUAGAUGAGGAACUAACGAGGGAUGAAACAGUUCUCUUAAUGGGAGAGGAAGUAGCCCAAUAUGAUGGUGCUUAUAAGGUAGAAUUUUUACAGCUCAGUUUACUUAUUUAAAAUAGUUAAUUAUUAAUAUCAACAGCUUUUUUAAAGUAAAGUAUGCAUAUUAUUGCCAAAGGGGUAAUUAUCAAACAAAGUACAAUUUAUAUUUUUUUUUAUUUCAUAAUUCUUCAUUUAAAGAUACAAUGUACUUCUGUCAGGUGUAAAAUAAAUGUAAAUGUUUGCAGGUGUCAAAAGGACUCUUGGCAAAACAUGGGGAAAAAAGAAUUAUUGAUACACCAAUCACAGAGGUAAUUUAACUUGAGACAGAUUUAAAUAGCUUCAUUUGAUCUUAACAUAUCUUAAUUCUAACAUUCAUGAAAAAAAUUUUAUCAGGUUUUGAAUGUGCCAUUAAAGUUUUAGGCUUUCCUGAAACAAAUAUUUAAUUCAUUAAGUUUCUGAAGCAGGAAUUUAACAAAGAUAAUAAAUAACCAACAUUUUUAAAAAUGCUAGAUGUUUUCCGCUAUAUGAGUAAUCACUUUCAUGGUUUCCUUUUCAGCAAGACUGAAAAGGUGGGGCAAGAAACUUUUAAAAAAAAUUCUCUUGGCUUUAAGUUUGUUUUCUUUAAAAGUUUAUAUCUUUACCUGAUUUAAUGUUGAUUCUCAUUUGUACAGAUGGGGUUUGCUGGCAUUGCUGUUGGUGCAGCAAUGGUAAGUAUUUAAGGUUUUAUGUAUUUUAAAAUACUCUUGUUCAGAAUAAAAAAUGUAAUAUUUUUAGAGGCUUAAGUAAUAAUUUUAUAAGCCAACCUUAUGUAGCUUGGAACACUCAAUCCUGUGCCAUUCUAAUUUAGGCUGGCCUUCGACCUAUUUGUGAGUUUAUGACCUUCAACUUUUCUAUGCAAGCCAUAGACCAGGUUAUCAACUCAGCAGCCAAAACAUUUUACAUGUCGGCAGGAAGGGUAAAUAUUUUUUUUUUUAAGUUUUAUAUUUAGCUUCCACAAUGUUUUACUUGUGAUCUUUAAAAAAUUCAGCCAGAUCUUCAAAAUAUAAAACUGUAUAUGAAAUAUUUGUGAAAGCCCAAUUAAAUUAAUUGUCAGUAGUUAAAUCAGAGAUUUUUACGUAUCGUCCAGGUUCCCGUUCCCAUUGUAUUCAGAGGUCCUAAUGGGGCAGCAGCAGGUGUGGGAGCUCAACAUUCUCAGUGCUUUGGUUCAUGGUACAGUCAAGUUCCUGGACUAAAAGUGAUAUCUCCUUACUCAGCUGAAGACUGUAAGGGAUUGCUUAAAUCUGCUAUUCGAGACCCAAAUCCAGGUACGUUCAGAUAAACUUCCGUAUUAUCUUAGAGAUUGUUUAAAAAUAAUUUUUCACAUUUUUUUAUGCUAAGAAUUUUUUCAACAGUAUGAUUUUUGUCCUCAUCUAUCUUUACAGUCGUCUUCCUUGAAAAUGAAUUGAUGUAUGGUAUUUCCAUGGAUAUGUCUGAUGAAGCCAUGUCUAAGGAUUUUCUUCUCCCAAUUGGAAAAGCUAAAAUUGAAAGACAAGGUAAACACUCUGUUUUUAAGCUACCAACCCCCAACUUUGAACGAGAAUAUGUUAAAAUAAUCUAGGCUAUAGCAAUGAAUGUUAAGAAUACUCAUUUAUUCAAUGAUCAAAAAUUAGUUUUGCUAACUCUUGUUUAGGAGAUAAUAUCUAACAGCAUUAUAAUUAAUAGGAAAAUCAAUAUAUAUAUUUUUACAAGAAAAACUAAGUAUUUUACCAUUUAUUUUAAAGUUUGUUGAACCCUUUUCUGAAAACACUAUCAGUGUUUGAGUUGCUUCUUACUGGUAUAAAAUAUUGAAAUUGUUUAGUUAAAUUUUAAGAAAGAACAACACAUAAACUUUUAAAGCAGAUAAAUACCUUUUAAAAAUUUAAUACUACAAAACAAUUGUAAAUUGAUUUAUUUUGUGUCAGAAGAUAUAAGGCAUUUUAAAAAAUGUCAUUCAUUUUACUCUUUGUUGAAUUACUGUUUGUCAAAAAUGAGAAAUUAAAUAUUUGUUUCAGGAAAGCAUAUAACUUUAGUAGCACAUUCAAAAUCUGUUGGUACAUGUCUUGAAGCAGCAAAUGAGUUAGCUGGUAAAGGAAUUGAAUGUGAGGUGAGGCAGCAUUCACUAUAUUUCUACAAAUGUAAACACUAUUUUUUUACUAGACAUUUUGGAAAGAAAAAUUGUUAGCAUCUUUAUCAAUAAAAAUGCCUUAAGUACAUAGAAAAUACACCUUAGUUAUUUAUUUUCCAUUUGAAAAAUGCCUUUUUCAGCUCUGACCUGUUGGGUUUGUAUUUGAUUGGUUGUACCAUACUAAGUUUGUUGUUGGUCCUAUCAUGUCAAUGAUUUCUACAAUGGAUUACACGUCUUGUUGACUCCUGCAUUUUCUCUACUUAUUUACAUUACUUGGAAUAACAGGAGUAGUAUUUAUUUUUUCAUGCCAUUUUCUUUUAUCUUACCAAUAUAUGUAUACUUAUUGCAGGUAAUCAAUUUAAGAACUCUGCGACCUCUAGAUGAGGAAACUAUUAUUAAAUCUGUGAUUAAAACAAACCAUCUUGUGACUGUAGAAGGUGGCUGGCCACAAUGUGGUAUUGGCUCAGAGAUUGUGGCUCGUGUAAUGGAAAGUGAGUGUCUUUUACAUUUUGAUCAUUUAAACAUAUUGUAAUAUUCUUUUAUUCACUAUCAUUAAAAAAAUUAUGUUGUCACUAGCAAAUUAAAAGACAGUUUCAGUGAAAUAAAAUUUGUUUGUUAUUUUGAAGAACUAACUGAAGUUUCAUAAUUAUAAAUUACAAAAAUAUAAAAGUAUGCUUUUAAAAACUGCAAUUAUAAUUAUUCAUUUUCUUUGCAAGUUAAUAUUUUAUUAUGCCCCAUGAUUUGCGUAGCAAUUUUUUUUAAAAUGUGAUGGGGGAUGAUUGUGCUUUGAAACAAGGGGACAUCAUUCAGAAUUAAUGGCUUUACUGAAUUUUCUUUCAGCUUAGUCUGUAUUGUAUUAAAAUUAUGCUUAACUGGUGUUAAUAGUGAAAAAAACCUUGCAAAAAUUAAAUAGGACAUUAGUUAUUAACAAGCCUACUUCCAAUUUUAUCCACUAUGACAGCAACAUAUGGUCCAAAACUGUAUAUGCAAAGUAAUAAUCCAUAAGUAUCUUGCAAAGUGGUUCUUGGACUUAAAUGUUAUUUUUUAAUUUGCAGACAUUCACCUCUUCCCCUAUUGUUUCUUUUUUUAACUCUAAUUAAAGGUUUUACUUAAAUAUUUCAGAUAAUCUAUAUUAUCAUAAUUUCUUUUGUUUGCAGGCGCAGCAUUUAACUACCUUGACGCACCUGUCCUUAGAGUAACGGGAGCAGAUGUACCUAUGCCGUAUGCGAAAUCUUUGGAGGAUCUUGCUCUACCUCAAGUUAAAAACAUUCUCACGGCUGUCAGAAAGUCCCUAAAUAUUAAAUGACAUAAUAUAUGAGAUUACACUGUACCAGACAUUACUUCUUCUAAAUGAGCAAAUGUUUUUGUUAACUGUGUGGUAAUUUUGUAUAGAAAAAAAUUACACUCAAGCUUAUUGUAACUUGCGAUUAAAUCAUAGAAUUUUUUUUGUUGAAUUUCAAUCCAAUUUUAUGAAUUAUACAUUUUCAUCUGGAUGCUAUAAUUGCAGGGCAUGGAGUCUCUCAUAAAUUAAUCAAACUAGCUAUUUUUAGUUUUCAAACAAAAAAACUUGUCAGAAUGUUUAAUUUGAUAUACUUUUUGGCACCAUGACCAUACAUUUAUUAUGUAUUAGGUAAAAGUUUUGGUUUAUUAUAAUUAGUUCUACUUUGAAUAAUAAUAAUUCUAAAUCCUAAUCUACUAGAGAAUAGUUGUUUCUACUUUGGCCUUGACCUACACACUUCUACAUUAAGUUUCAGAGGAGAACCAUCUCAAAUCUUUGGUAUCAGUAAAGGUACUUAGGUUGGAUUAUUCUAGUUGCUCAAAGGGUACAAUUGAUCUGCAUGCACCUUAAAAAUGUGCUGGAUGUGAAACAGAUAGUUUUUGUUUUUUAAAUGGCAAAUAAUUUAUUAUAAUUCACAUUAAGUAUGAUUUAAAGAUUUGGUUGUGCAUUGCAGUGUCAAAUUGUUCUAUACAAAUUUCUAAUUUGGUAUGAAUGGAAGAAAUAAUAAUUAGUGAAUGUUCAAUUUUGUAGACAAUUUAAAGUGUUAAAGUAAGUAACCUCUACCCAUUGGUAAAUGAAAUGUAAACUUUUAUUUUAUUUUGCUUUUUUUUUAAUAUAAAAAAAUAAAUAAAAAGCUGUUUCAAAUUUGACUUUAAUGAAUUAAUGUGACAUGGUUUUUUGUUUUUUUUUAGGCUUUUUAGAAGCAAAUAACCAACACUAUACUUUAGUUCUACAUUUAAGAAUAUACAUAAUGAGACUGUCUGUAUAUAAUUUAACAAAUAAAGGAAUAUUAAUGCAAUUCUUUAUCAUUUUUCUUAAGAAUUCAGAUUUUGGUUUACAUUGUUUCAGUCCUAAUGUUGUUGUUUUUUUCUCACCCUAUUAUCUAACAUCAAUUCAUCUUAAGUGAUUAUCAGCAGUACUGUGGUAAAACAGUAUUAAAAGCACUUUUUCUAGAAACAAAUUUGACUUAAAAUUCUUUAUGUGUGCUCUAUUUCUAAUGAAGAUAUUUUAAGUUUCACUGUUAAGUUCAAGCAAAAAUCAUAGAAAUAUAUUCCAUUUGGCCAUGUGUUUUGGAAAAGUUGAAAGCAUAUCACUAGAUUUGGAAAACAUUUGACUAAGUGCAGCUCUCUUACAGCAGUCUCUUUGAUUAGCAUUAUUUCCACAUAGAUUCUAGUACAGGUCAUGAGCUUAUUUCAAAAUCAAAAUAAGCUGAGCAAGUUUCUUUAAAAAGGAAAUUGAUAUGCCAGUCAUGUUUCUAUUUUAUUUUUUAAAAUUAUUAUUCAUUGCUGAGAUUAAUGCUCCUAGUUUACCAGUAUAGAGUAGAAACAUUCAGAGGUAAUGUAAUC